This is a messenger RNA of Fraxinus pennsylvanica, 696 nucleotides long. Lineage: Eukaryota; Viridiplantae; Streptophyta; Magnoliopsida; Lamiales; Oleaceae. The record is from the annotation of a GenBank genome assembly.
AUGGCGGGGUAUUGGGCGAAGUUGCCGUUGUUAAGGUGGCUAAUGUUAUCACAUCCUGAAGUUGAGUGGAUUUGGUGGAUGGAUGGUGAUGCUCUGUUUACUGAUAUGGUGUUCGAGAUACCUGUUUCCAAGUACAAUGAUUACAAUAUGGUUAUCCAUGGUUACCCAGAUUUGUUGUUUGAUCAGAAGUCAUGGAUCGCUUUGAACACGGGUAGUUUCUUCUUCAGGAAUUGUCAGUGGUCUUUGGAUUUGUUGGAUGAUUGGGAAAAAUGUCCAAUUCGUGAGGAUGCUGGGAAGAUAUUGACUGCAAAUUUGAAGGGUCGGCCAGCAUUUGAGGCUGACGAUCAGUCAGCAUUGAUAUACUUGCUGAUUUCUCAGAAAGAUCAGUGGAUGGACAAGGUUUUUGUUGAGAACUCGUAUUAUUUGCAUGGGUAUUGGGCAGGUUUGGUGGAUCGGUAUGAGGGGAUGAUUGAGAAGUAUCAUCCCGGAUUGGGAGAUGAGAGGUGGCCAUUUGUGACACAUUUUGUAGGUUGUAAGCAAAGCGGGAGUUAUGGAGAUUACCCAGUGCUGAGGCAUAGGGGUUUGGUGAGCCCAAACAUUAAGAGGAUCAGGAACGAGACUGUUACUCCUUUGUUAAAUGUAGAUCAGUUUGAUAUUCGGCAUUCUGUGCAUCCGAGCAGUGGAUCUAGGAUCUAG